This is a messenger RNA of Rubroshorea leprosula, 1369 nucleotides long. NCBI's taxonomy places the organism in Eukaryota, Viridiplantae, Streptophyta, Magnoliopsida, Malvales, Dipterocarpaceae. The record is from the annotation of a GenBank genome assembly.
CAACACAAAACCUCAAGCUUUUCACUUCAAUUUGUGUGGGAUCUGUUGUAUUUUUGGUGUGGCUAUUGGGAUUUCUCUCUCAUGGCUUCAAGAAGGGCUGGAAGUAAAAGGGAAAAAGUGGGUAGUUCUAGCACCGGUGGUCAAGCUCAAGAAGAAGGUAACAUCUCCCAAUCAAAUCUCUUUUUGGAUACCCAAGCCUCUGCACAGGAACUUGGGUGGAAGGAUUAUAUAGAAAUUAAAGAGCCUGUGUACUAUGAAGUUGUUCAUCAAUUUUAUGCUAAUCUAAAACCAAGAGGGAAUAAAUGCAAAACUAUGGUUGCUGGGGUGUCAUUUCAAUUUUCACCAAGGGAUAUUUGUGCUGUAUUAGAUAUACCUGAAAGAGGAGAUGAUGAGUUUCUAGAUGUGAAUCAUGCCUUAGUUAGAGCCACAAUUGCCCCCAAUUGCACUGAAAAUCAAAUUAAAGUGGGGUCUCUUACACCAGAGAAUAGAGCAUUGCAGUGGAUUAUAUCUCGCAUUAUUGCUCAGAGGAAGGGUUCUAAAUCUUAUGUUCUUGCCAGUGAUCUUCCCUGGUUAGACUAUCUUCUUAACGGAAAAAGGGUGAACCUAGGAAGAUUCAUUUUCUGGAGUAUAAUCAAGCCUUACUCACCAACUACGGGAUUUCCUCAUGGUGCUUUAAUUACCAGAUUGGUGAAGAGGAACAAUAUUGAUCUUACAUCCUUUAGGUUUGGAACGGUUCUCGGUGGGACUACACUUACCAAAGCUUUUUUUGAAAAAAUGGACUGUUUGUUUAGAAAUGACAUUUGGAUAAAGAAAGGGGAACAAGAAGGGGAUGAAGAAGAAGGUGAUACAGAUCAAGAAAUGGCAAAACAAGGGGCAGAAGAACAUGAAGGUGACAGCCCAAGACCAUUUCGAGUCUCCAUGCAAAGAACUAACUGUGAAACCAUGGAGUUAAUGAUAUCUGAGAUGCAGCAGCUACACAUCGACCUUUAUGGUUUCCGGACAGAAAUGAGAGAGAGAAUGACUAAUGUGGAAGGAAAGCUUGAUCAGCUUGUUAACCAUUUUUUUCCUCCACCCCCCACCUAGUGCCACCUAACUUGAUAUUUCUUUAGUUUGGCUAAUCUUUAGGAUGGACAUCUUAGGGUUAUGCAUGUUAUGCUUUUAUUUGUCUAUGGAUAUUUCUUGAACCUUUUUAUUUUGUUUUAUGAAUGGAAAUGGCAUGACUUGUGUUAUCAUGCUUUGUGAAUGGUUGUUUAUGAUUUUGAUGAUUAUAUGCUCUUAUUGAGGGGGAGUUUAUUGAUUGAUGAUUAUAUUCAUUACAUAUUCUUGAUAUUUUAAAGGUUGAUAGCAUGAAUUAAGGGGGAGCAUUUUG